ACAGUGAAGGUAGUCCCACGUGGAUGCUUAGGUCCGUGCAAGCUUCCCCUCGAUUCACAGUGACCUCCUCUCAGUUCAGACUUACAGCAGGAGAAGAAGGAGCUGAUUUGUGCGUUGCGGGACUAAACCUCUCUGAUCAAUCUCUGAAGCUGCAGACUGAACCUCAUGGCUGUCGUCAGGUUCUACAGUCCUGAAGCUGUGAAGGGGCGGAGCUUACAGAGGGUGGAUAAGCUCCACCCCCAGCUGUCAAUCCUCUCUGAGCUGUGCUACAAUGUAGAGCUGACAGGCUGUGAGGUUCUGAGUCCUGAACAGAAGCUGGUAAUGCUUUGGCUGUUGCGGCGCCCCCUGCAGGCCGAGCCGCUGUCUGAGGAACCAAACUUGACGGAGCGGGAGGGGGGGACUCUGGUGGAGAUUGGGCCCAGGUUGAACUUCUCGACUGCCUGGUCCACAAACACCGUCUCCAUCUGCCACAGCGUUGGCCUUGAUUACAUCACAAGAGUUGAGCUGUCCCGCAGGUUUCUCAUCAAGACAAGGGACGGGUCAAGUUUGAGCGAUGAAGACGUGAAGAAGCUGACUGAGUGUCUCUAUGACAACAUGACAGAAUGUAUCUACAAACAUCCCAUAACCUCCUUUGCCGUGGAAACCAAACCUCAGCAGGUGUUUGAGGUGAACAUCGUCGGGCGGGGCCGAGCGGCGCUGGAGGAGGCAAACGACCAGCUUGGUUUGGCCUUUGACCAAUGGGAUCUGGACUUCUACACCUCGAUGUUCCAGAAGAUUCAGAGAAACCCGACAAGCGUUGAGUGCUUCGACCUCGCCCAGUCCAACAGUGAGCACAGUCGUCACUGGUUCUUCAGAGGUGUGAUGGAGGUCGAUGGCAAGGAGCAGCAGGAUACGCUGUUCAGCCUCAUCAUGGAAACACAACGACACAGCAACGACAACAACGUCAUCAAGUUCAGCGACAACAGCAGCGGUAUCCGCGGAGUGGAGCUGGAGUUUGUUUAUCCUGAGGAUCCUUCUCAAGCGAGUCCGUAUGAGACUCGGACCUCACAGAGACACGUCAUCUUCACUGCAGAGACACACAACUUCCCGACAGGUGUGGCCCCGUUCAGCGGAGCGACCACAGGGACAGGAGGUCGUAUCCGAGACGUGCAGAGUGCAGGGAGGGGGGGACACGUCAUCGCUGGAACAGCAGGAUACUGCUUUGGAAACUUGCACAUCCCAGGUUAUGUCCUCCCCUGGGAGUCAGAGGGGGAUGGAUGGGACUACCCCCCCAGCUUUGCUCCGCCCCUGCAGGUAGCCGUCGAGGCUAGUAAUGGAGCCUCGGAUUACGGCAACAAGUUUGGAGAACCUGUUCUGUCAGGUUUUGCUCGUUCUUUUGGUAUGCGGCUGCCUAACGGGGAGCGGCGAGAGUGGAUCAAACCAAUCAUGUUCAGUGGCGGUCUCGGUUCCAUUGAAGACACUGAUGUAAAGAAGGAGGCCGCAGAGAUUGGAAUGGAGGUGGUGAAGAUCGGAGGGCCAGUGUACCGGAUUGGCGUUGGGGGAGGGGCAGCGUCCUCUGUGCAGGUCCAGGGAGAUAACUCAAGUGACAAAGACCUGGGGGCGGUGCAGAGAGGAGACGCAGAGAUGGAGCAGAAGAUGAAUCGCGCUCUCAGGGCAUGUCUCGAAAGGAGAGGCGGGAACCCGAUCUGCAGCAUCCAUGACCAGGGGGCGGGAGGAAACGGUAACGUGCUAAAGGAGCUCAGUGAGCCUGCAGGAGCUGUGAUUUACUGCAGCAGAUUCAAGAAAGGAGACCCCACCCUGAGUGUGCUGGAGCUGUGGGGGGCGGAGUAUCAGGAGAGCAACGCUCUUUUGCUUCGCCCAUCGGAUCGAUGCUUUCUGGAGCGUGUCUGUCAGAGAGAGAAGUGUCCUGUUGACUUUGUAGGAAACAUCAGUGGAGACGGAAAGAUCGUUCUGGUGGAUGAUGAGAGGUGCAGUGAUGAUGCAGUAGACAAGGGGCGCUGUCCUGUAGACCUGCAGCUGGACUGGGUUUUGGGGAAGAUGCCUCAGAAACGGUUUGAGUUGCAGCGUUCGACCCCCGUCCUCAAGCCACUUGUACUUCCUUCUGGUCUGACUGUCAGAGACGCUUUGGAGCGAGUCCUCCGCCUGCCCACUGUGGCGUCUAAACGUUAUCUGACCAACAAGGUGGACCGGUCUGUGACAGGGCUGGUUGCCCAGCAACAAUGUGUGGGUCCUCUUCACACCCCGUUGGCAGAUGUUGCUGUGGUUGCUCUGUCACCUUUCAGCCUUAAGGGUGCAGCGACUUCCAUUGGGGAGCAACCAAUCAAAGGGCUGCUGUGUCCUGCUGCAGGGGCUCGCAUGUCUGUGGGAGAGGCUCUUACCAAUCUGGUCUUUGCCAGAAUCACAGCUCUGAAGGAUGUGAAGUGCAGCGGUAACUGGAUGUGGGCGGCUAAGCUGCCAGGUGAAGGGGCAUGUCUUUGGGAUGCCUGUAAAGCCAUGUGUGAGGUCAUGAGUCAGCUGGGCGUUGCCAUCGACGGUGGGAAAGACUCUCUGAGUAUGGCAGCCCGUGUCGGCAGUGAGACAGUCAAAGCUCCAGGUGCUCUUGUUAUAUCAGCUUACGCUGUUUGUCCUGACAUCACAGCCACGGUCACACCUGACCUCGAGAACCCGGAUGGACAAGGCGUGUUGCUGUGGGUCCCACUAAGUCCCGGUCUAAUGCGGUUGGGAGGUUCUGCUCUGGCUCAGGUCUUUGGUCAGCUUGGGGACGUCUGUCCUGAUCUGGAUCAGCCGGAACUGUUGACCUCCUGUUUCACCACCAUGCAGUCGCUGAUUCAAGAACGUCUUCUGAGCGCAGGACAUGACAUCAGCGAUGGAGGACUCAUAUCCUGUAUGCUGGAGAUGGCGUUUGCAGGAAACCGAGGGAUUGACGUGGAGCUGAUGUCAGAUGGAGCCGAAGUGAUGGAGCUGCUGUUCAGCGAGGAGCUUGGAUUGGUACUCGAGGUUUCUCAUCAACACGUUCAGACCGUGUGUCAAAGAUUCACUGAUGGUGGUCUUCAAUGUCAUCGUGUCGGCAGAACCGUUGGCUUUGGGCCACAAGCUGAGGUCAGAGUCCGUGUGGACGGACAAGAGGUGCUGAGAGCGUCUCUACCUGAGCUCCGAGGAUUGUGGGAGGAGACCAGUUUCCAGCUGGAGUGCCUUCAGGCCAAUGAGACGUGUGUAAGACAAGAAGAGGCAGGGCUAGCCAAGAGGACAGAACCCUUCUUCAAACUGACCUAUGACCCCUCAGAAACACCCAUCAUCAGGGAGCCAAGUGUUCUUCCUCGUGUCGCGGUGAUCAGAGAGGAAGGAAGCAAUGGAGACAGAGAGAUGUCUGUGUCUCUGCACAUGGCCGGCUUUCAGGUUUGGGAUGUUACCAUGCAGGAUGUGUGUUCUGGUUCUGUGACUUUGGACCCUUUCAAAGCAAUCGUGUUUGUUGGAGGAUUCAGCUACGCGGACGUGCUGGGGUCUGCUAAAGGUUGGGCAGCAGCUGUUGCUUUUAACUCCAAGGCGAAGGCGGAGUUUGAAGGUUUCCGUCGUCGUGACGACACUCUGAGUCUGGGCGUGUGCAAUGGCUGCCAGCUGCUCGCCCUUCUGGGCUGGGUGGGUGAGAAAGAUGAGGGAGCAGGCGGUGACGUUGUUCUGACACACAAUCAGUCUGGAAGGUUUGAGUCCCGCUUCGUGAGUGUCGGGAUCCAGGAGUCCCCGUCAGUCUGGCUCAGAGGCAUGCAGGGCGCUGCUCUGGGAGUCUGGGUUGCACACGGAGAAGGUCUGAUGCUGUUCCGGGACUCCCAGGCUCAGGACCGGAUUACGUCAGGUGGGCUGGCCCCCCUUCGUUACCUUGAUGACCAGGGUCUGCCCACUGAGGAAUAUCCUCUGAACCCUAACGGCUCCCCUGGGGGUGUGGCUGGGCUCUGCUCCCAGGACGGCAGACACCUGGCCAUGAUGCCGCACCCAGAGCGCUGCACCCUGAGCUGGCAGUGGCCUUGGGCUCCCAGGGGCCUCAGAGCGUCCCUCACACCUUCACCAUGGUUACGCAUGUUUGAGAACGCAGCUGCCUGGUGCAGAAACUCACCAUGAGAGUUUGUGUGUUUGUUACUGAAGUUUAUAACACUUGUCUACUGAUGUCAUACAACUAAACUGUCACUAUGUUCUUUUACUUAUUAGUGCUGUAUGUAUGUAUGUAGUAUUAUUUUAGUACUGUGUAUAGAAUAAUACUAGUGCUGUGUUUAGUAUUAUCGUUGUACUGUGUGUAGUAAUAUUGUUGUAUAAAUCAAUCAUAGAAAACAUACUUUGUGAUAAAUUGGUGAUAUAUAAACACAAAAGUAAAUAAAUAUGUUUAACAAAUA
Messenger RNA from Labrus mixtus (cuckoo wrasse), 4382 nucleotides. It is a transcript of the gene pfas, whose product is annotated as phosphoribosylformylglycinamidine synthase. The record is from RefSeq and is a predicted model, not a curated record. The transcript is spliced from 28 exons. Gene Ontology annotation, molecular function: phosphoribosylformylglycinamidine synthase activity. Gene Ontology annotation, biological process: 'de novo' IMP biosynthetic process. Bases 166 to 4113 code for a protein of 1315 amino acids. NCBI's taxonomy places the organism in Eukaryota, Metazoa, Chordata, Actinopteri, Labriformes, Labridae.